GUAUGAGACACGACUUCGCUCCGGAGCAAGCUUUACUCUACCCAGAGAGCUAAACUGCUUCAGAAGAUUUUGGCUGCUACUUGGGCUUUCCACACCGAUCUAUGUCACGCCGGCCACACAAGAAGUCCCGCAAUGGGUGUCUUGGGUGCAAGAAGCGGCAUAUAAAAUGCGAUGAAAACCAGCCAGUCUGCGCCAAUUGUGCCUCGGCAGAGAUUAGGUGCUCGUUUCUCGAUGCCGACUCCCCAUACAUCGUGCCAGCUUUUCCCUAUACACAGGUAGCGGGAUCUGGCGGCCCUUCCACUAGGGCGUCCACGCCAACUCUAACACCAUGGCCCGAGCAUACCAUGAGCAUCCAGGGCCCGCGGGAUCCUUACGAUGUAAACAUGACUCACCUUGAGCUCUUCGAUAACCUCUCCAGCGAAGCGUUUCGCUCCGUUGAGGAAUCAGGACGACCAGAUAUCACGACAACCAAUGUUUAUGCAAAGCAUGCUCUAGCGAACCCGUAUCUAAUGCACCAGAUGCUCGCAGCAUCGGCCUUGCACCUCAGCACGAGGACUACGGAGUUUCGUGACACUUACCGUCAAUAUGCCACAGGCCUCCUGAAUCGAGCUCUCUCGCUCUUCAACGAAGCGAACCCAGUCCUGGAAGUUACUCCGGCCAAUUACGUCCGCAUGUUCCUAUUCUCGUCCGGGGUUGGGAUCCAUCUCCUGUGCGAGACGUUGCAUUAUCAAAGAGACGGUCUCGAACGCUUCGUUGAGAGGUUUUCACACUGUUUGGGCAUCUACCGGGGUUUGCUUGCCGUCAUCGACCAAAGUCGGGACCUGCUGCUGGAGUCAGAGCUAGGACCUCGUCUGAAACUGACCCAGGCGCUCCUGGACACCACGGACGCGAACGGAUCAGAAUGCAGCGCCCUCGAGGGUUUGAUAUCUACACUAGAUGCAGACCCAGGCUCGCAGGAGAUAUAUCGAGAGACCGUGUCCCAUCUUCAGCGGGUCUUCAACGCGCAGCGCGCAGCCUCGGGAACCAAGAUCGCGGUGCCCACGGUGCUGGCCUGGCCGGUGCUCGUGCCACCCGAAUACGUCGAUCUGCUGCGGCAAGGGCAAGCGGAAGCACUCGUUAUCCUCGCGCAUUAUGCUGUCCUGCUGCACCGGUGCCGCGAAUUGUGGCUGUUCGGCGACAGUGGUCGGUUUCUCAUCGAGUCCAUCCGUGGAGACCUGGACUCCUCCCACUGGCGGGAAUGGCUGAGGUUCCCAAACGCAGCGCUUCGGGAGGAGACGACCAUUGCUACUUGAAGGCUAGAAUUGGACCCUCAGGAUAUGUUUCUGAAUCGCCAACACAUGGGGGAUGCGGCGACAGGGCGAAGUUUCUCGACUGAUCCCACAAAAGAAUCUUGCUGCCUGGAUUCUAGUCGCGUUCCUUGGAGCAUGGAGCAGGAAUGCCACAGCCGGACCCCUAUCUCCAGUUCGCAAGCGAAUGAUACCGACAAGGCUGCCAGCAAAAUAAGAUCCACCACCGGGACCCAUCUUGUUAGUGUACGCGUACACUAAGCCCAAAAUAUACACGGGUGGGGACUCGCACCUGCCAACUUGUAGAACAGAUAUUCGCUAAGGUCCAAAACUGGCUGUAUACACGUACACUAACCUGGUGCGGGCACACUGUAUGAGGAUGGAUGUGCCGAAUGGAGGCUGUGCUUGUGAUGGAUGAGGCAUUGCAGGACUGACUGUGGAUCCGUAUGAUUGAAUUUGCGCC
This is a messenger RNA of Cladophialophora immunda, 1749 nucleotides long. RefSeq lists its product as uncharacterized. Gene Ontology annotation, molecular function: DNA-binding transcription activator activity, RNA polymerase II-specific; zinc ion binding. The transcript has 2 exons. The record is from RefSeq and is a predicted model, not a curated record. Gene Ontology annotation, biological process: regulation of transcription by RNA polymerase II. Bases 102 to 1292 code for a protein of 396 amino acids. NCBI's taxonomy places the organism in Eukaryota, Fungi, Ascomycota, Eurotiomycetes, Chaetothyriales, Herpotrichiellaceae.